AGGGCACGCAUAUAGUGAGUGUCAGGGUAUUCGGGAUUCAGCCGUAGUUUGUCAGAGAUAAGCGUGACCACGCCGCAGCAACGUUACAGCAGCAUUAAUAUCGCCAGGCUUACAACUUUUCCAACAACAGGUCCAUGAUGGAUGCCCUGACCGAUGCUCUCUCCUCCAGUUUCUGUGUUACUAGAGAGGAAAAUAGCACUUCAGCCCCACAUCCACGCCUGGCACAGUUCAAGAUCAAAUACAGUUCUCUGGACCAGGAUGAGCGGAGGAGAAGAUUCCUGCAGCAGCAGAAAAAGAAAAGGCUGAACUAUGUGAAUCAUGCCCGUCGGUUGGCAGAUGGGGACUGGACAGGACCAGACAGCGAUGAAGAGGUGGAAGAAAAGUUGAACCAGCAGCAGAAUGAGGAGGAAGAUGAGGGGAUGGAGAUUGAGCAACGUAAAAAGUUGCCAAGGCAUUACGCCAACCAGCUGAUGUUGUCAGAGUGGCUGGUGGAUGUCCCUGCUAAUCUUAGCUCCGAUUGGCUGCUGGUGGUCUGUCCUGUUGGAAAACGCUCUCUGGUUGUCGCAUCUAAGGGUUGUACUUCAUCGUACACUAAAAGUGGGUACUGUGUUAAUCGUUUCCCGUCUUUGCUACCAGGAGGUAACAGACACAACUCUGCCAUGGGAAAAGAUUACACCAUCCUAGACUGCAUUUACAGUGAGGUGGAUAGGACCUACUACAUUCUGGAUGUGAUGUGCUGGAGGGGGCAUCCUGUCUAUGACUGUUCAACAGAGUUCCGGUUCUACUGGUUGCAGUCAAAGGUCGAAGAGGCUGAAGGACUAGCAGAGAUUGCCAAACGGAACCCUUUCAGGUUCGUGAGUUUGAAUAGCAUCAUUUGUACAACAGAGUUAAUCCAAAAGGCCCUGGCACAUGACUAUAGCUUCAACGUGGACGGGCUCCUGUUCUACCACGGUGAGACUCAUUACACCCCGGGCAGCACACCACUGGUGGGAUGGCUCAGGCCCUACAUGGUGUCAGACAUUCUGGGCAUUGAAGUACCACAAUGCCCCCUUACUGCAAAGCCUGAGUAUGCCACACACCAGAUGCAGCAGAUCCUGGAGCACAAGAAGCCAUCCAGUGGGGUUCGGCCUGCUGAUCAGAACGGAAGAUAUGAGCUUGAGCAUCUCUCCACACCAGACGCACAAACAGAAAACAGCAACCAUAAGGAGAGUAUGGAGAGCUAAGUGUAAAUACUCUUACACUGAGCUCUAGGAUUUCUGGCGUUCACUCCACACUGUGUAUGGGGACCUUGAUAAGUUUCCUGCAGGCUGCACCUAAACCUGAGCUGCAUUUGUUCAUCUAAACAAGUGUGGUCGCCCUCAAAUGACAUGCCUGGAUUUCAUCAUUUAUCUCUGUAGUACAUUUUAGGCCUCAUCAUUGGCUGUUUUUUAAAUCAGAAGCGAUACAAACACGUCGAUGGGAAGGAUUUUACAUGCAAUGCUAUGUGCGUCAUUUUAAGUGUGAGCUUCUAGAUUUAGCUUGCUAAAAUGACAGCCUUGUAGCUCUAGGCUGAAGCUAGAAUGCCUAGAAUAAAAACUUGUAAAAACUCUGUGGAACGUAUGCAAAACUAUUCUGCAAGCAGAGUUACAGGUUAUUUGACACACUCAUGUAUGCCUCUCCAAGAAACCAGUGUUAUUUUUAUUUUAAAUUUAGACCAUUUUCACGAAGUGGGAACAAAAACCUCAUGCAACUCUUUUAGAGUAUUUUAAUAAAUGUAUUUUUAAUUCAAAA
This is a messenger RNA of Trichomycterus rosablanca, 1770 nucleotides long. It is a transcript of the gene snupn, whose product is annotated as snurportin 1. The transcript is spliced from 9 exons. The record is from RefSeq and is a predicted model, not a curated record. Lineage: Eukaryota; Metazoa; Chordata; Actinopteri; Siluriformes; Trichomycteridae. Gene Ontology annotation, molecular function: protein binding; nuclear import signal receptor activity. The coding region runs from base 135 to 1223 and encodes 362 amino acids. Gene Ontology annotation, cellular component: cytoplasm; nucleus. Gene Ontology annotation, biological process: snRNA import into nucleus; protein import into nucleus.